Messenger RNA from Portunus trituberculatus (swimming crab), 1381 nucleotides. It is a transcript of the gene Trissin, whose product is annotated as ras-associated and pleckstrin homology domains-containing protein 1-like. Bases 217 to 822 code for a protein of 201 amino acids. The transcript is spliced from 3 exons. The record is from RefSeq and is a predicted model, not a curated record. Lineage: Eukaryota; Metazoa; Arthropoda; Malacostraca; Decapoda; Portunidae.
GGUAGCCAGUGCAAGUGACGCGGGGGACACCAACACAAGCAAAGGAGAGGAGAGAGAGGGAAAGAGAGAAAGAAUUAGCUUCUCACUCACCUCACUCAUUCAUCAACUCAAGCCGCACUCACUCAAGUCCCGACAUGUGCUGAGUUCAAAUUUCAAGCCCCGGUCGUGAAGUCAGCACUCGAGAAAAUAUCUUGGGUCAGCAUUGCCAAGCCUCAAAUGAUGAGCAUGCAAAUUUAUCUCGCUAUGGUUCUGGCAGCGUGGGCGGUGGUGGUCGGGACGUGUUCGUCCAGCACCGUGUCGUGUGACUCCUGCGGCCCUGAGUGCCAGACGGCUUGUGGCACCAAAAACUUCAGGGCGUGCUGUUUCAACUUCCUGAGGCGCCGCCGCUCCUACUCCCUGCCUGUGCGCAGAAGCCAAGGUGUCGGAACAGCCGCUGAAUGGAAGGCGCUGCGUGGAGCCCUAAUGUCACCAGCAGCAGCAUCCCGGGGGCUUCCUUUCGCUCAGUUCCUCGAGGCAUCGGAGACAGACCCCGCCCCGCAGCCAACCAAACACCACAGGGAUCCCAGUAGCCUCGCCUCCGUGCUCACCACUCUUCUGCAGGAUUCGAGCAUGGACGAAGAGGACGAGGACGAAAUGCUGGAGCUGGAGGGUGAAGGAGGCGGUGAAGGGAUUCCUGAAGCUAGCGCUGACGAUGCUACGCUGUCCCGCUUGGUAGCAUUUGCUUUCCACCAGCCACCCCCACCGCCACGCUCACCCCUCAACCAGCACUACCCUGCGCAUUCCCCACCUCCUCCUCCUCCGGCAGGCGACGUGGGGAAGUAAACACUAGCUCUGUGACACCCUGCAGGAAGACCUAAAUUGACCCCCUCCUACCUGUCCUCAAGUACUAGUGAAGCUGCAGUACCUGGAUGAACUACUGAUUAAUUAGUACCUACACAGCACAGCCAGUACGGGUUGAUUGCGUAACUAGUGGUAAGAGACGAAGUGUGAUAUUCCUAAAGGUUCCUAUUGGAUAUAACUAGACAGUGCAGUGACCUAUUCACCCUACCACCCUACCUCAAUGACUGUACCUCCCUCUCUCCCUCACUCCCUCUCUCCCUCCCUCUCUAAAUUAACCUAACCUUCCUGAGUUUUACUGUCUUUUUUCUCGUUUCCCUUCCUAAUUUUGAGUAAAUGAUAUGUUUUCACUUUUUUUUCCCCACUCUUGUAUUUACAACCACUUUCUCUUCCCUACCUCUCUUUUCAUCUUUAUCCUCCUCAUUCCCUUCCCUCCUCUACUUGCUCGUUCGUGUUCGCUCUUAAUCUCGUUCUCAUCCCGCCAACGCCCCUUCCCUGAGCUCCCAGUCAAGGUAUCGCCCGAAAUAAAGCAAUCCUUUCUCGA